This is a messenger RNA of Arabidopsis thaliana (thale cress), 1218 nucleotides long. Its product is annotated as glycine-rich protein. The record is from RefSeq and is marked reviewed. Bases 273 to 1013 code for a protein of 246 amino acids. The transcript has 4 exons. Lineage: Eukaryota; Viridiplantae; Streptophyta; Magnoliopsida; Brassicales; Brassicaceae.
AUUAAACCUGGUUUUCAUCGGAUAAGACGAAACGACAUCGUUUUAAUCCACCGCCGUCAAAAACAAUUUCUUCGGUCAAUUAUACCUCUAAGCUUCGAAGCUCCGACUUCUUCGGUCUGUUUCUUAUUAAACACACAAACAAGAAAACGCAAAACUAAUCCUCUCUCGAAUUAGGGUUUCGUCAAGGUAUUACAUUAUUUCACACCCUUAUCAUCAUCUUCUGAUUUCUGAUCCUGGAGUUGAUGUAUUGAGAGAAGCCAUUGAGAUAAGAGAUGAGCUCUACGCAGGCUAAUCUAUGCAGACCAUCCUUGUUCUGUGCAAGGACAACGCAAACAAGACAUGUCUCUAGUGCACCUUUUAUGUCGUCAUUACGCUUUGAUUAUCGACCACUCCCCAAAUUAGCUAUUCGGGCAUCUGCAUCAUCAUCGAUGUCUUCUCAGUUUUCGCCUCUACAGAAUCAUCGCUGCCGGAAUCAGAGGCAAGGUCCUGUUGUGUGUUUACUUGGUGGGAAGGAUAAGUCUAACGGUAGUAAUGAGCUAUCAUCAACAUGGGAAGCUAUUGAGAAAGCAAUGGGGAAGAAAUCAGUUGAAGAUAUGUUGCGUGAGCAGAUACAAAAGAAAGACACUGGCGGCAUUCCUCCACGAGGACGAGGAGGAGGGGGUGGCGGUAGAAAUGGUGGGAAUAAUGGGUCUGGAGGCUCAUCAGGGGAAGAUGGUGGUCUUGCUAGUUUUGGGGAUGAAACUCUGCAAGUGGUAUUAGCAACCUUAGGCUUCAUCUUUCUGUACUUCUACAUCAUCAAUGGGGAGGAGUUGUUCCGUCUUGCAAGAGAUUACAUUAGGUACCUUAUAGGAAGACCCAAGAGUGUUAGGCUGACCCGAGUUAUGGAAGGUUGGAGUAGAUUCUUCGAGAAGAUGUCGAGGAAAAAAGUGUAUAACGAGUACUGGCUAAAGAUUAAGCGAUCAUCAACAAGUCUACCUGGUCUGGUAACCCGGGCAAAUACAAACGCAUCUUGAGAUCUUAUGUUGAUUCAAAUGAAAUGAAGAUAGUGAUCGGUUUUCUUACUGGUUUAAGUAGUUUCCCUUAGACCCUUACCCGUGUUUUUGUUUUUGUUUAAGUUACUUUUGCCAGUAGUAAAUAUUGAUGCUCAUCGUCACAAGUAUUGACUCUGUCGUGUUUACGUAAAUGAAAAGUUACCCUGAAUGGCUGAAUCAUAUUAUA